CUUAACUCCAAGAUAUAUAGUUUGUUUGAGAGUUUGUUCAAAUAUUUUAAGAAAAAGCAAAGAGAUUAAAGUGAACGAAGGAGAAAGCAGGAUAUAUAUAACAAAGAGAAAAGGGAAGAACCGAUCGAACGCACAAAAGGGAUUGAGAGAGAAAAUAUGGAGGCAGAGACAAGUGCAGCUAAUGCUCCGGCAAGUGCAGCUGAUAAUACUCCGAAGAAGAAGAUGAUAAUGGUGGCUAUCGAUGAGAGCGAAGAGAGUUUCUAUGCUCUCAACUGGGCAUUGGAUCAUUUCCUCAACAAUCCUUCUAAUAUUAUCACUUUGAUCAAUGUCCAACUUCCUUUUAGCCCCAUGGUUUAUCCUGCUGGACCUGUUGUGUUUGCAGCGCCUACCAUGGUUGAAGCGGUAAAAAAAGCACAACACGAGAAUGCAACCAGAAUGCUCUCUCGGGCACUCCAUCUCUGCAAACAAAAGAUGGUGAAGGUGGAGACUCUGAUCCUUGAUGGGGAUCCAAAAGAUAAGAUAUGUCAAGCUGCACAUGAAUUGCACGUUGACCUUCUAGUAGUCGGUAGCCGAGGGCUCGGCAAGAUUAAAAGGGCUUUCUUGGGAAGUGUGAGCGACUAUUGUGCUCAUCAUGUGCACUGCCCUAUUCUCAUUGUGAAGCCAUCCAAGGAAAACCCCAAAAGCGGCUAAUUAAGUAGGAUAUAUGUGAUAUAUGUUGCAUAAAUCAUACACGAAUGUCUUUUAGUUGAUGAAUAAACACAAGUUUAUUGAAGAUUCUCAAAACUUGUGUAAUUUGAAGGAGCGUUAUUAAUUAUCAAUAAAUUAAGAUUGUAUGUGUUGUCUUAACAGCAGAGACAAUAGGUCUCUUUGGGACAGCUAUUAAUAAUAUAUAGCCGUGACACUGAAUUGGGGAACUAGUACAAUUUGAAUAUUUGA
This is a messenger RNA of Solanum dulcamara, 936 nucleotides long. RefSeq names its product universal stress protein A-like protein. NCBI's taxonomy places the organism in Eukaryota, Viridiplantae, Streptophyta, Magnoliopsida, Solanales, Solanaceae. The record is from RefSeq and is a predicted model, not a curated record. The transcript is spliced from 4 exons. Bases 157 to 690 code for a protein of 177 amino acids.